Metschnikowia bicuspidata var. bicuspidata NRRL YB-4993 is the source of this 696-nucleotide messenger RNA. RefSeq lists its product as uncharacterized. The record is from RefSeq and is a predicted model, not a curated record. The transcript has a single exon. Gene Ontology annotation, cellular component: ESCRT-0 complex. Gene Ontology annotation, molecular function: metal ion binding; phosphatidylinositol-3-phosphate binding; ubiquitin binding. Gene Ontology annotation, biological process: protein targeting to vacuole; protein transport to vacuole involved in ubiquitin-dependent protein catabolic process via the multivesicular body sorting pathway. NCBI's taxonomy places the organism in Eukaryota, Fungi, Ascomycota, Pichiomycetes, Serinales, Metschnikowiaceae. The coding region runs from base 1 to 696 and encodes 231 amino acids.
AUGUACGUGCCCGCCGUGCUACGCAAGACCGUGGACGAGACGCUUGGCGAGGGCGCCGGCUCGGGCGACCUGCUCGGCGGCCCGGCCGACCCACGCGCCGUCGAGCCGGGCUCCUCGGCGACUUCCGUCAAGUCCGUCGACCUGGCCUACUCCGGCGAGCGCAGCGCGUCGCCGGGGCCACCGCCGCAGACCGGGCCGUACACCUUGAACAGGAGGCAGUACGACUACGUCUCGCGGGCGGCGCCCACGCGGAGACACUGGCUCAAGGACGAGGCUGUCAGCGAGUGCGGCAUCGACGCCUGCCACAAGAAGUUCAACUUCUUCGAGAGAAGGCACCACUGCCGCAAGUGCGGCGGCAUCUUCUGCAAAGAGCACACCUCGCACUAUCUCUACAUCAACCACUUGGCCCAGUUCACGACGGGCGGACGCGGCACCUUGUCUCGCGUGUGCGACAAGUGCAUCGGCGAGUACAACGAUUUCAUCACGCACGAGUUCGGUGCCGCCUUCCAGCCCCCUCUGUCCAGGGACCUGCUUCCUCGGCCGGCGUUCAGCAAGACCGACUACCGCAAGGAGAUCUUCGCUCCGAAGAUGAGCGGCAAUGUCCCCAUGAAGCUGGCGCAGCCGGACGAGGAGAAUGGCGCCGCGGACCAGCUCGUCGGCUCUGUGCCGGCAAACUGGAGCUGGUCGUCGUUCUGA